AUUUCUUUCUAUAAAAUGUGGAUAAGUUUAAGGGAUGGUACAAAGCGCGCCAUCUUCUUCGUCGUCGCCGGUCUUAUCUCUGUGGUUAAUUCCGAAGAUCCUUACAGGUUCUUCACCUGGAAUGUUACUUACGGCGACAUUUAUCCUCUAGGUGUUCGACAACAGGGGAUACUCAUCAAUGGUCAAUUUCCGGGUCCAGAUAUAAAUUCCGUCACGAAUGACAAUCUCAUCGUAAACGUCUACAACAGCUUGCCGGAGCCCUUCCUCAUCUCUUGGAACGGAAUUCAACAGAGGAGGAAUUCAUGGGAAGACGGAGUUUACGGAACCAACUGUCCCAUCCCGCCGGGAAAGAACUUUACGUACGUGAUGCAGGUGAAGGACCAGAUUGGCAGCUUCUUCUACUUCCCCUCACUCGCCUUCCAUAAAGCUGCCGGUGGUUUUGGAGGUAUCAAGAUCCUCAGCCGUCCCUUAAUUCCCGUCCCUUUUCCUGACCCCUCCGGCGAUUACACUGUUCUUAUUGGAGAUUGGUACAAGGCCAACCACUCGACCCUGAAGAUUAUCCUGGAUCGUGGUCAUAAGUUACCUUUUCCAGAUGGAAUUCUCAUCAACGGUCGCGGACCCAAGGGUAUAUCUUUCACAGUGGAACAAGGGAAAACUUACAGGUUUCGGAUAUCAAACGUGGGGCUGCAAAAUUCACUCAAUUUCAGGAUUCAAGGGCACAAGUUGAAGCUGGUCGAAGUUGAGGGAACACACACUAUGCAGACCACCUAUUCCUCCCUUGAUGUCCAUGUUGGACAAUCCUACUCAGUUCUUGUGACUGCUGAUCAGCCUGCUCAAGAUUAUUACAUUGUUGCGUCCACCCGUUUCACCACUUCUAUCCUCACCGGCACUGCCAUUCUCCGGUACAGUAUUUCCGCCGGUCCUGUAAAGGGCCCACCCCCAGGUGGACCUACUAUCCAAAUCGAUUGGUCCCUUAACCAGGCUCGCUCUAUCAGGACUAAUCUCACGGCAAGUGGGCCAAGGCCAAACCCUCAAGGCUCAUACCAUUAUGGCCUCAUCAACACCACACGAACCAUCAUUCUGGGCAACUCUGCAGGUACUGUCAACGGCAAGCAGAGAUAUGCAGUGAAUAGUGUGUCAUUCAUCCCGGCUGACACACCCUUAAAGCUCGCCGAUCACUUCAAAAUUGGAGGCGUAUUCCGCCUUGGAAGCAUCUCCGAUAAACCACCCCAUCGAAGUAUGUACCUGGACACAUCUGUUAUGGCCGCUGAUUUCCAUGCAUUCGUUGAAAUUGUGUUCCACAACAAGGAGAACAUUGUCCAGAGCUGGCACUUUGAUGGCCACUCUUUCUUCGUUGUCGGAAUGGAUGGAGGAGAGUGGACACCGGCUCGUAGGGGGCAGUACAAUCUCAAAGAUGCAGUUGCACGCUGCACCAUCCAGGUAUAUCCCAGGUCAUGGACGGCUAUUUAUGUUGGACUCGAUAACGUGGGGAUGUGGAACUUGAGGUCCGAGUUUUGGGCACGUCAGUACCUUGGGCAGCAAUUUUAUAUGCGAGUCUACACACCUGUGGAGUCUACUAGAGACGAGAACCCUAUUCCAGGGAAUGCACUUCUCUGCGGCAGGGCCAGUGGAGGACAUACUCGACCACUCUAAAUUGAUCAAGGGUGAAUGGGAGUAAU
Molecule: messenger RNA, 1679 nt
Organism: Telopea speciosissima
Lineage: Eukaryota; Viridiplantae; Streptophyta; Magnoliopsida; Proteales; Proteaceae
Product: L-ascorbate oxidase homolog
Exons: 8
Coding region: 16-1653 (545 amino acids)
Molecular function (GO): oxidoreductase activity; copper ion binding
Source: RefSeq, a predicted model, not a curated record